AUGGUGCGUUCGACGAUGCCAGCAACAUUGCCGCCUGAGGAGAUAGCGUGCAUUGAGGAGGAGAUAAUACUGUGUGACAAAGCGAUCGAGAAAGCGCAAGAAAGAAAAGAUCUUCAGAAACUACUGGAAUUUCACGAGAAAUCGUUGUUUCUCAGGAAGAAGAUAUACGCGCCGAACAGCUCGGAGGUUCACGAUGCCAUCACAUCACUGGUAGAAGCCUGCAACUAUGUGGCCACUAGCAUGCUCCAGCUCAACAACACACAGGUAUUGGGUCAAUUGUUUCUUCUUGUAAAUAUUUUUCACCAGCAGAGGAGUCAAAGUCCUCGUUCACGGUUUCUAAAUACUUCACUCCUCAAUAUAAUAAAUAUGAUUCGCUCUAGUAGCCCCUCUCGUCUUCUUUCAUUCUCUACUGGUACUGCCAUCACAUUCUUUCAGGUUGUAUUCGACCUGCUGAAACGUGCGCUGGAUGUAAACCAUCUUGCAAACUUGCAGAAAGCGAUAACCUACAACAAUUUAGCAUGCUACUACAGGAGAAUAGGGAAGCUGCGGAUAGCGCUCACAUACCUGGAGAAGGCGUAAUUAAUGUAUUUGUAUACAAACUAGUAGCCAAAUUGUAAAGGUAAAAGAAAAAGUCGCGUUUUUCAAAGGAGCAGCCCUGUCCUUCUUCUAUUUCAACAAACGCAGACGCGGAAGCAGAGCUGUUUAAGAAGUAAUUAUGAAGGAGGCUCGUUAAAAAACGGCAUCAUGCACGACCACAAGAUCGAUGUUCAGGUAUAGCUUAGAGACGAGUUUCCCGAAUUCGGACGUGUCACAGACGCACCUAAAUCUUUGUGCGACGAUGAGUCAGCUGAACAAACACGACCAAGCGCUGCAUCAUGCGCAGACAGCGGUGAUAAAGGUAACUUGGCUCUACUACAACGAGCAUCUUCGCUGUCACAGUAGCAUGACCUAUGUUGGAAGAUGUAUAGAUCAAAUCCGAAGUUCGUGUCGCUCACGAGUCGGAUUCUCUAGAAGAAGUACUACCACCUACGAUGGUCGUUUUUCGCGCGCUUCACUUCAGGUAUACCAAUUCCUCUGCCCGUUGUUGAUAGAGCACGUGCCCGGGGAGGAGCCAGCACCGGCGAUUCGCGAGCGAGUCUCGGUGUUGUGCAUCGCCUAUUUCAAUAAAGGAGUCGAGCAUGAGCACAUAAAACAGCUUCCAGAAGCGAUAGGAUCGUAUCUUUACCUGGUCUUAAUACACUUAAGUACGUUCUUCUUGAGAUUUGCUUCCAGACCUUCUGUACGACACAGAUCAUCUACUAAGUAUUUGGAUGCCCAGUCACCGCUACGGCUAGUAAUGAUCAUUAAGGGUAGGUUAAAGGUGCUUUUGUUACCGUUUGUUAUGGCUCUACUAAGGGGGACAGCCAUAACAAGCGGGAUAUAAGAACACCAAAAACUUACCUCUAAGAUCGCUUUCAUCAGGUACACCGAAGGAGCAAAAUGGGCGAAGAAGUAUCUCGGCGAAGCACAUCAAAUAGCGAAGAUAUUAGACAAUUCGCUUCAUGCGUUGAAGAAAGGAGGCUCCGGUGGUCACUCAUCGACCGUUGCAGGAACGAAAACGGGAGAGGUACUAGUACAUGCUUGAUGACGAGUGUUUGAUUUGUAGCUAACUUCAUUAGUUAAUGGAACAAUCAAUCUUGCAUGCCUGCUACACUUCGACUAAUUGUCCAAGAUGAAGCGAUUUCUGCAUGAUCUACGUAUGAUGGGCUCGUCCAAAUUUUCACCAUCAGGGAGCCAGCGGAAGCACUACUCUAGAUCCGGCGCUUGAGCAACUGAUGACGCCACGACUACAGAAGCAAAAGCGUAGCAAGGAACCAGUCUGCAUAUCAACACACUCGCAGGUGUAUGAACAGCAACAGCGUGAAAAAAUGCUAAGGCAGCAUGAAGAUGACGAAGAUUACGAGGAGGAGUGCUUCGAGGACGAGUCCCCUUGAUCUAGGCCUCUGUGGAACUACAGCCUGUGCUAGACUAAGAGGGUCUCUAUCUGAGAAUUCAGACUUAUAUUACAAUUUUGAUCGAAAAGGAAAACAUAGAGGUCACAGCAGCUCGCUUGAUAUCUUUUACUCGACUAGUGUUAACGAGUGCUUGGUGUCUUCGGUUUCGUUUGUCCCGUGUCAAAAGUCUCAAAAUAAGUCAAAGUGAAAGAAUGAUCCAACGUUUCUUCUUCUAACAUUAUAUUAUAUCAGCUAACUUGAGCACAAAGACAAGAUGCAUGUUGAUCCUUGUAACUAACACAACAACAAAAAUCAUCGAGUAACUUGACAACUAACAUCUUCUAACCAAUAAAGCGCUCCUGACUGAGUGGCAUGGCAUGUAAGCGUCAUCAGAUCAUGAAAGCCUGAGCUUGUUCCUAGAGAUCAUAGGGUUGUGUAUCGCCAAGACAAAAAGCAAAAGAUAAAUUCCAACCCUAUCCCUAGCUAUUCUAGCUACUGCCCACAGAAAUCACACAAAGCAU
This is a messenger RNA of Amoebophrya sp. A25, 2494 nucleotides long. The record is from the annotation of a GenBank genome assembly. NCBI's taxonomy places the organism in Eukaryota, Dinophyceae, Syndiniales, Amoebophryaceae.